AUGAUGUUUACUAAUCCUUCUCCUCCUCCUCUGGGGCUCCAGGGCAGCGAGAAGAGUGGGCCGUGCACGGGGACCGACAAAGACGAGUCGGAAGAGGGAGAGUCGGAAGAGGGAGAGUCGGAAGAGGGAGAGUCAGAAGAGGGAGAGCCCGCGGGAGGCCAACGCGCGAGCGAUCCCACCCUACCCCCGGCUGCGGCGUCCCCACGUUUUCCGAAGCGGGCAUCUGCACGCGUGGUGUCCGCGCCCGCACCAACGGCCCGCAAGCGCCUGCGGGCUGACGGAACAGGGGACGUGCGCGGGGUCGAAGGCGCUGGCGCAGAAAUAGGGGUCGGCGAAGGCGGCAGAGCAGCAAGCGGAGCAGCAAGCGGAGCAGAGAACAAGGGUGCCGGGGCCGACGAGGUGGGAACGGCGGGUGGGGGCCAACGCGCGAACGACGCUAGGACGGCACAGGCGGGUGGAGCAGAGAAACGUACCGUGCGUGAUGCCAAGGACGUGGGGAAGGUGGAGAGAUUGAGGCUGGCCGGCAUCUUUCAGUUGGAGAGCGGAGAGUGGGUUGCCCAAGCAACCAUCCGUGGGCAGCAAUGGUACCUGGGGUGGCAAAGGAGCCGAGCGAAUGUUCUCUACCUCCUAUGCAUGGCGCGGACGGUGUUUGGCGAGCCGGCUGACCUGGGUUUGGAUCUCCACACGAUCACGCGGGCCGCGUGGGAAGCAGAGUGGAAACAAGCGCGCCACAUCCCUCCUGGGCUGUGGGCGGUCAUGCAUGGCCACAUGCUCACGCGCACUGUGCACAGGUACCGCAUGGUUCUGAGCAGUUUCAAUGCUUCGGCGGGCGACGGGGAGAGUGACGAGGAGAGCAGGGUGUUGGCCCUCUGCGCGGCCAUUGGGGCCACCGCCGCCACCGUCGAGAAGUGUGGCGCUGCCACCGAGCUUUACGCUACAGCGCUAACGGCGUCAUGCGCGGCGGUGUGGAGCAUCUGGCGUGGAGACAGCACCGCCUCAGCUGUAGAGCGCGCAGUUGCUGUGGCCAGAGCUGUUGGUGCAGCGCUGCCGCGAUUGCGGCUCUGCAGGCUCGCGAUCGGUGCGGUCUUGGCCACUUUGGGUAACGAAUCCAGGGUAUCCGGAGGGGCGGCCAGUUCGGACCCGGACGGGCACGUUGCGCGGGUGAUGGAGCAAGCGUUGGGCGGCGCGGGCCUGGCAAGGAAUAAGCCUGCCAAGGUGGUGGUUAAAAAGAUGGUUGACACGUUAGGCCUGUGGUCGGCUUGUGCUGCCGCUGCAGAUCCUCUGUCCUCAAUUCCCUGGUCCCCACAUACCCCGUCCCUUAUCCCUUCUCCUCUCCAUCCCGAUACCUUCCUUACCUGCACGAAAACUGUCCCCUUCUUGAGCGCCAGGGGGUUGGCCAGUCGUGAGGUGCGGGUGCCACACGCUCCACAUAUGAACGUCACCUGCACACUGCGUCGCUGGCUCGGGUCCGAGUCCAACACCGAGCCUAGCACCGUGCCUGAUGCCGAGCCUGCUGGCGAGGCCGGGUCUGAGGCCGUAGGCCCCGCUGCGGCCCUGCUACGGCCCCACUUCGGCCCCGUCGGCCCCUCUACGGCCCCACUUAGGCCCCACUGCGGCCCCGUCGCCACCUGCGACCUCGCCACCACCUGCGACCCCGCCUCCCAGCGCCCGCAACGCCGAGCAGCCGAACCGCAGGCCUCCCGAGCCGCCCAGCAGCCGAGCCGCCCGACAGCCGAGCCGCCCAGCACCGUGCAGCCGAGCCGCCCAGCAGCCGAGCCGCCCAGCAGCCGAGCCGCUCGACAGCCGAGCCGCCCCGCACCAACAGCCGAGCCGCCCAGCAGCCGAGCUGCCCAGCAGCCGAGCCGCCCUGCAGCCGAGUCGCCCGACAGCCGAGCCGCCGAGCAGCCCGAUCGCUCCACCUACCCGGGUCGGGCAGUGGACUUUGAGGUAUGGGUAGAUGAUCUGCAGCUUUUCCUGCAGUGCGAUAGGGCAGACGGCCUCUCCCUGUUUGACCUCAUUUCUGGUGCCCCCCCUACCCCUGCUGCUGAUGCUGACGCCACUGUUCGCUCACAGUGGGCCACACGUGAUGCUGCUGCUCGCCUUGCUGUGCGCCGCCACUUACCGACCACUGAGAGUGCACACUUUAGCCAGUACAAGAGUGCUCAGACCUUGUACGACGCUGUAGUUGCACGCUACUCUUCCCCUGCCACUGCUGCACUGAGCCGCCUCAUGCUACCGUACCUCUUCCCUGACCUUGCUGCCUUUCCCAAUGUUGCUGACCUCCUUACGCACCUCCGCACUAGUGACACUCGCUACCGCGCUGCGCUUCCUGCUGAGUUCUGCGCCAAGAACCCCCCCCCCAUGUACAUCACCCUCUACUACAUAGUCACCCGUCUCCCUCACUCUCUCCGUGUAGUCAGGGACCACUUCCUCUCAGUUUGCCCCACCACUCUCACCGUUGACCUCCUCGAGAAGGCCCUCCUAGCGAUAGAGAAGAGCAUAGUUGCUGUAGGAGCCUCUCGUGGUGACCCUCACACCCCCGUCUUUGAGGGUCGGUCGGCGCUGCGUCUGCCCCAAGCGGGAGACGCCGCACCGGCAAGGGCAAGGGGGGCAAGGGCACUGGAGGAGGUGGAGGGGGCGGUGGAGGUAGUGGUGGAGGCGGUGGAGGGAGUGGGGGUGGUGGUGGGAGUGGUGCUGGGGGUGGCGGCAGCGGCGGAAGGAGUGGAGGCGGCGGAGGCGGUGGAGGUGCCGGAGGGAGCGGAGGCGGCGGAGGUAGUGGAGGAGGCGGAGGUGGAGGAGGAGGUGGAGGCGGCGGAGGCGGCGGUGGUGGAGCAAGUCGCGACUCUGCGUCGAGGAGUGGCGCCGGUGGUGGUCAGCGCCAGCAGCAGCAGCGGAGUGGUGUGA
Molecule: messenger RNA, 2904 nt
Organism: Closterium sp. NIES-65
Lineage: Eukaryota; Viridiplantae; Streptophyta; Zygnematophyceae; Desmidiales; Closteriaceae
Source: the annotation of a GenBank genome assembly